AAAACCAAAUUUUUGUAUUAGUUUGAAAAAAGCCAGUCAAUGAGAGAGUGAACGGGAACGUCUUCGCUUAUUUGUUAAAAAAGUAGUUAAAUAAACGGUUAAGUACCUGCCAACGUCAUGAGUUCUAAAUCCUAUUUUGAUGAGCCUGGAGAUGAAGGUGGCAAAUUGUCGAAAAAGGCCAAGGAUUCCCCAUUUAUGGUUGUGGGUCUGGCUGGUUUCGUUGCUGCCGGUCUCAUUGGCGCCUAUAAAUACAAACAUCGUGGAACGAUGAGCACAAGCGUGUUCCUUAUGCAGUUACGUGUGGCGGCGCAGGGCACAGUUGUUGGAUGUCUGACACUAGGUCUAGCAUACACCAUGUACAAUCAAUAUUUUAUGCAAAAACCUAAAGAAGAUACUAAAUUGUCCAGUUGAAAUAGUUUGCCCAAUUUGUGUUUAGCUUUAGCAAAAUUAACUUAACAAACACCCAACACAAAACUCAUAAAAAUGUAACGAAACGAUGAAAACAAACGUACCAUUUCUCAGGAGAUUUUUGUAUUGCCCUGUGAUAUUGAAUUGAUGAUAAAUAAACCUGUUAUGUCUGCAUGAAGAAGAAGAAGAUGAAGCUGUACGUUUAAAUACUAUAUGUCUAACUAACAAAAAAUGUAUAUCAUUCUUUUAUUUAUUUCAAAACCAAACACAAAUAGAGAAAAGUAUUUUACAAAAUAAAUAAAAACCAACAAUGUACAUACUUUACAAUAUAAAUGACGUUUUUAUUAAAUAAAUUGUAAUUUUGAGUUUAUA
Molecule: messenger RNA, 780 nt
Organism: Musca domestica (house fly)
Lineage: Eukaryota; Metazoa; Arthropoda; Insecta; Diptera; Muscidae
Product: HIG1 domain family member 1A, mitochondrial-like
Exons: 3
Coding region: 118-411 (97 amino acids)
Biological process (GO): mitochondrial respirasome assembly
Cellular component (GO): mitochondrion
Source: RefSeq, a predicted model, not a curated record